Messenger RNA from Brachypodium distachyon (stiff brome), 1202 nucleotides. RefSeq names its product replication protein A 32 kDa subunit A. The record is from RefSeq and is a predicted model, not a curated record. Gene Ontology annotation, molecular function: DNA binding. Gene Ontology annotation, biological process: double-strand break repair via homologous recombination; nucleotide-excision repair; DNA replication. Bases 192 to 1028 code for a protein of 278 amino acids. Gene Ontology annotation, cellular component: chromosome, telomeric region; DNA replication factor A complex; site of double-strand break. Lineage: Eukaryota; Viridiplantae; Streptophyta; Magnoliopsida; Poales; Poaceae. The transcript has 10 exons.
CUGUUCCCGCACUUUCCCCCGAUCUCCCGCUAUUUCGUCUUCCGAAUCCCGUCUUCCCAGCUCCCUUCCAUCCACAGCGCCUCCUCUUAGCCCAGGGUUUCUCCGAUACCGAUCCCAGCAAAUCCCAUUAAAUCGCCGCCGCGAGAAGAAUCCAAUCGAGAAGAGCAGCAGGGGAAGAAGGAGAACCAGCCAUGAUGUUCUCGAGCCAGCUCGACGCCUUCUCGCCAUCGCAGUUCACCUCCUCACAGAACGCCGCCGCCGACUCCACCACCCCCUCCAAGUUCCGAGGCGCGUCGAGCACGACGCCGCUCACCGUCAAGCAGAUCGCCGACGCGCAGCUGUCCGGCAGCGGCGACAAGGGCGCUCCUUUCGUCGUCGACGGCGUCGAGAUAGCCAACAUUAGGCUCGUAGGGAUGGUGAACGGCAAGGCGGAGAGGGCGACGGAUGUGUCCUUCACGCUAGAUGACGGCACCGGCCGCCUCGAUUUCAUCCGAUGGGUGAAUGAUGCUACAGACUCUGCUGAAACUGCUGCUAUUCAGAAUGGCAUGUAUGUCGCUGUCAUCGGUACCCUCAAGGGACUUCAGGACAAGAAGCAUGCCACUGCUUUCUCAGUCAGACCCAUAACUGAUUACAACGAGGUCACGCUGCAUUUCAUUCAGUGUGUGCGAAUACACAUAGAGAACACAAAAUCAAAGGUUGGCAGUCCCGCAAAAACUAAUUCUGCUAUAGGAACCUCACUCUCCAAUAGUCUCAGCGAAGCAACCACUCCAACCUCUUUGAAGUCCCAAGCACCAGUGACCAGUGGAACAGAUGGAUCGGGGACUGAUGAUUUGCACACACAGGUGCUGAAAAUUCUCUGCGAACCAGCGAAUGCCGAGAGUGAGCACGGGGUGCAUAUUGAUGAAAUUACCAAGCGGUUCAAACUACCUGCCGAAAAGAUCAAGGAAGCUAUCUACUACAAUGUCGAUAUUGGGCACAUCUACUCAACGAUUGAUGAUUUCCACUUCAAGUCAGCAUUAGUCGACUGAGUUUCUAGGUGUGUCGCCACUUGCUGGCGUCCUUCGAUGUUUAGCAUAACAGUAAAGAUGAUCGGGGUGUGUUACUUUAAAUGUGUGUUGAACUUGAUUGUAUGAGUUUGAUGUCUCAUCUAUUAUAAUUAUGCUUCAUCUAGUGAAAUUAUAAUCUGCGUGUCUCUUGUGCUA